Messenger RNA from Medicago truncatula (barrel medic), 744 nucleotides. Its product is annotated as F-box/kelch-repeat protein At3g06240. The record is from RefSeq and is a predicted model, not a curated record. The transcript is spliced from 2 exons. Gene Ontology annotation, molecular function: protein binding. NCBI's taxonomy places the organism in Eukaryota, Viridiplantae, Streptophyta, Magnoliopsida, Fabales, Fabaceae. The coding region runs from base 1 to 744 and encodes 247 amino acids.
AUGUCUCCAACAAAUGUGAAGAAGAAGAAGGUUAGUAGUAGCUAUAUACCAGAUGACAUUGCUUUCUGUAUUCUCUCUAAACUUCCUGUUAAAUCUGUUAAGCAUUUUUCUUGUGUUCGCAAAUCAUGGUCUCUUUUGUUUGAAAACCCUAUUUUUAUGAACAUGUUUCGCACCAAUCUCAUAUUCAAAUCUCAUCCACUCUAUGAUGAUGCAUGUCUUGUUCUAAACCAGCAUCUGGAUUCUGAUAAUUGGAACGUUUAUUUGCUUUCUGGAGAUAAGUUUGAGAAUAAAGUGAAAUUUGAUUUGCCACCUAUUCCAGAAUUUGGUGUUAACCCUAUUAGUGUUUUGGGUUCUUCUGCUAUUAAUGGUGUUCUUUGUCUUCAUGAUUACGAUGAUACUCGUACAACAUCACCUGUAUUUGCUGUAUUAUGUAACCCUGCCACCAGGGAAAUGAAAGUCAUUCCUCCUAGUCUUGCUGAGUUUCAAUCUGAGUUUACCACCGAAAUUUUUCUUCAUGGGUUUGGAUAUGAUCAUGUUAGAGAUGACUAUAAAGUUAUUCAACUUGUGGAGUAUUGUACUGAAUCUAAUGAUGGUGUCAAGCCAGACCCCUUUUGGGAGAUAUAUAGUUUAAAAACUAACUCAUGGACAAAGAUCAAUUUUGAUAUGCCAGAAAUUGAAUGGUGUUUUAAUAGUGAUGUGUACUUCAAUGGGAAGAUUUAUUUGAUGGUUUUGAUGUUGAUCUGA